This is a messenger RNA of Hemicordylus capensis (graceful crag lizard), 8685 nucleotides long. RefSeq names its product solute carrier family 35 member D3 (gene SLC35D3). The record is from RefSeq and is a predicted model, not a curated record. Bases 233 to 1492 code for a protein of 419 amino acids. NCBI's taxonomy places the organism in Eukaryota, Metazoa, Chordata, Lepidosauria, Squamata, Cordylidae. The transcript is spliced from 2 exons. Gene Ontology annotation, cellular component: Golgi apparatus. Gene Ontology annotation, molecular function: antiporter activity.
UCCCUCCAUGCGCUGAGGAGAGCGCGCUUGGCUCCCAGCAAAGUUGCUGCUUCCAUCCUCGCAGCUGCUUCAGGCGCGGAGGAGCCCUCCCGCACGCAGGCUCCCAGCCAGGCAGCAGCCAAGCCGAGGGAAGAAGCCCUGCCUCGCCCCCGCCCCCCAAGCAGCGGGAGCAGUAGCCCCAGUAGCCCGCGGAGGAUCGGCUUGGGGCCACGCGCCCGGAGGGGGGACCACCAUGCAGCUGUGCCGGGGCCGCGCCUUGGGCAUCUCGGUGGCGGUGGCGCACGGCGUUUUCUCGGGCUCGCUCAACAUCCUGCUGAAGUUUCUCAUCAGCCGCUACCACUUCGCCUUCCUGACGCUGCUGCAGUGCCUGACCAGCUCCACGGCGGCGCUGAGCCUGGAGGUGCUGCGGCGCCGGGGCACCCUCGACAUCCCACCCUUCGGGUUCAGCUUGGCGCGCCUCUUCGCCGGCGUCACGGUGCUCUCCACGCUGCAGUCCAGCCUCACUCUCUGGUCCCUGCGCGGCCUCAGCCUGCCCAUGUACGUGGUCUUCAAGCGCUGCCUGCCCCUCGUCACCCUCCUCAUCGGCGUCCUGGUGCUCAAGAACGGCAUCCCCUCCAUCGGCGUGCUGGUGGCCGUCCUCAUCACCACCUGCGGGGCGGCUCUGGCAGGUGCAGGUGAUCUGACUGGUGAUCCCGUUGGGUACGUGACUGGAGUGCUGGCUGUUUUGGUGCAUGCAGCGUAUUUAGUGCUCAUUCAAAAGACGAGUGCAGACAGUGACUAUGGGCCCUUGACAGCCCAGUAUGCCAUUGCUGUUUCAGCCACACCUUUUCUCAUUAUCUUCUCCUUUGCCAGUAUGGAUGCCAUCAACAUCUGGUCCUUCCCAGGAUGGAAAGAUCCUGUCAUGACAUGCAUCUUCAUUACAUGUGUCUUGAUUGGCUGUGCAAUGAAUUUUACCACCCUUCACUGCACCUACAUCAACUCAGCUGUAACCACCAGUUUUGUUGGGGUGGUGAAGAGCAUUGCAACCAUCACAGUUGGCAUGGUCGCAUUCAGUGACGUAGAGCCCACAAAACUGUUUAUAGCAGGUGUUGUGGUAAAUACUGUGGGUUCCGUCAUUUAUUGUAUAGCCAAGUACAUUGAAACAAGAAAACAGAGUAAGUAUGAAGACCUGGAGAAUGAGACUAGGGAAGAGGAAAAGAAAGAAUUUGAAGGAGGCCAGCCACCAUUUGUAAUGGACGAGAUGCCCAAGGAGACAGAGCCUGGAGAUACAUAUGUAGAGGAAUCAGCAAAUGGAAGCAGCCAGCAAAGCAUAGAGAAAGACAGCAUUAUGGAAGAAGCAAAUGCGUCCAUUAUCCCUGAAGGCAUGAGCUCUGAAGGAGUUACCAAAAGUUCAUUAAAGGAUGCCUAUCUUGGAGUAUGGAGGUUGGUUAGGGGUGCUAAUUAUAUGAAGAAAGAUUACCUAGUAGAGAAUGAGGAAUUACCAAGCCCCUGAAGAAUAAUUUUGUAGCAAAUAGUGAUCAAGGAUUAGGGAUCAAGGAAUACAUUUUAUUCCUUGUGGAGGGAAUACAGGUGGAUGGAUGAGUGUUUUCAUACCUUCAAAGAUAAAUCUUAAAUGUUUAUUAGGGGGAUUUUGCUUCAUUCUGAAGGGACAAGAGCACAAUGUUCAUGCUUAGAUUCAGUGAAAUUCCAUUGUGUCUGUGAACUUACCCCUGAUUUUAAUUUGUGUGAGAUUUGGAUCUGGUCUGGAACACCAAAAUAGGCACCCAAAACAUAAUAAACAGCUUUGUUUUGUAUCCAGUUAUAGAAGUCAACUGGAUCAGCCUAAUAAUAUUUUCUUCAGUAAGUACCCCUUGAAGUGCUAAUGGAAUUGCUCAAAGUAGUUAAAAGCAUGAUACUCUUAAACAGAAGUUAAACAGAUCUGUUCCUAAUAUAACUCAGAAGGAAGUACCAGUACUCCCUGGAUUCUCUUUGGCUUGGAAGUUAAACAAAUGGAAUGUGUACAAAGCAGAAGUGGGGCCUUUCAUUCCUCCUACUUACCAUUUUCCAGAUGUUAUUGGUGCACUACAAGUCCCACCCACAUGUGGGCAGCCCUUAUAGUGGAAGAACAGAAGUCAUGCUGAUAAUCCAUCCUGCACCAUCCCACUUUCUAUCUGCCACCUGUCUUUGUUGACAAGGUGAGAGAGGUGUGGGAGGGUGAUCCAACUGUUUAUACUCUAGUUUGCCUCAGAAGUUUCUCAGCUAGUUUAUUUUUAUUCAGUCUUUUAGCAGACACAUAUUUAUCAGUAUAUUCAAUAAUAUUCUGUUUAACUUUUAAAAUAUAUUUCAAAUGCAGACUUGCCAUAUCAAAAACAUUAUGAUUUGGGUCAGGGGUAGUACUGUGACAGAACACCUGUGGAAAGCUGAGAAUUCAGAUGUGGUGGUAUUCAUUUGAAUAACCCACCAGCAAGUUGCAAAUCAAGCCAGUCUUCUUACUCAUUUUCGGUGAUUGAAUUUUGAAACCAAAUUCAGUUCUGCUUGUUUACUGUGCUGGCACUAUUCAAGAGCCGUUCAGGAUGCAGGAAAUGUUGAAUAGAGUCCAACUUGCCAAAACAUCUCCUAUGUUAAAAAUCAGCAUUUUAUGGUGUAGAUGUGAUAUGUAGCAUAAUAUAUGGAAAGAAAAGGAGGGUUUCUGCUCUGAGAUCUCAUGGGUCUCAGCCACGGCCUCUUUCAGAAUGUCGAAAGUAGCAAAACGUACCUAAAAUUUGCUGCCGCCAAUCCUAACAGACCUUGAAAUUUGCUGUAGCCAAUAUCUGGGAGCUCAAAGAGCAUGUAUUACUGGAACACACCUCUAAGUGAGGAAAGUUCCAAAAACCAUUUAUAAAUCGGACACAAAGCUAACCCACAGACAUUACACAACAUCCCUUUCACCUCUUCCUCACACAAUACACUAGAUGGAGAAUGCUCAAGAAGAGCAUCCCAUGAAAGGCUGAUUUGUUCCUCACCAUAUUACUGCUGCCAACAUCAGAGCAAUGAAGUUGAAGCCUAUCAGAAAAGUCAUUGCGAGCGCCUUGGAAGCUUUAUAGAUAGGGCUGUUACCCCUAAUCUUCUUCGGAAGAGAGUGUGUGUGCUCACACACCAGCCAAACUUACCCCAAAGUCCCUGUGAGAUCCUUGGAAACACUCCACACACAAAUUGGGCUUUAUCUUGAGGAUUCUAGCUUAUUUCGAGUUAUUUCCGAGUUUUUAGAAUGCUGGUUUUAAGCUACUCUUUCUGAAAAUGCCGGAGCAAAUAGGGAGAGGCACUGACGUAGAAUCAUUAGCAUGAAAAGAGGGAUACUCUCUUUAGGAAUGCAGAUAUAGCUCUUUAGAAAUCUCUCUCUCCCCCUGCCCUAUUGACUAGAAGGAAAACACGGAGCAUGCCAUGUGAACGUGCACCAAAACAAAGCCUGAGAGCAGAGGGGAGGGGCUGCUUCCCUCAAUGCCGCAAGUGUACUUCGAAGCGGCUUUGUUUAACAUUUACCCCACAGUAUGAAGCCAUGUGUGAAUAACUCCCAGGUGAAUACCCCUGCUCAGCUCUACUAAGCCAAACAUACCAGGCGUUCCCGGUUUCCACAUUAGUAACAAGAAAUUACAAGUCAGCCUCCCACUCAAACUUGCUGCAGCAUCACUGAGUGUUGGUGUUUGUAAGCGCUAAAACUGGCAGAUGCCACUCUUCAACACCCCUCACCCCCCAUACUAUGGCUUCAUAAAGGAUACUGCUGGCAUCUACGGGAAUUCUCUUUUCCAUUCAGAGGCACAGAAGCCCUUUUAGAUGUUUGUAUCUGGCAACCCCAGCAGGGUCUAGUAAUGGUGGUAGUAAGGACUGAGUGGUGCUGAGGGGGAUUUGAGCAGGAAGCACUGAGCAUCCAAAGUGAAUCUGGAAAAGUUCAAAGAGAUCUCAUUCCACUCUGAGGAAUGAGAGCUAAUUAUAAAUCGUGACAAAACCUGCCCCACGUAAAGCAUUAAACAGACUCUUUUCAGUCAACAAAUGAUCAUAAUUUGCUAAAACAUUUACUGGAGAAAAUAAAAGAAGAUCUGAUGGGAACAAAGUAAGGCUUCAGUAAGAUUCAGGGCUGUGGAGUCAGGGCUGGCUUCAAGUUCGAGGGGAGCCCUCCUACCUGAAUGGGGGCCCCUUCCCUCUUAUUGAGGAAGUGGACACUGGUUUAUUUGGUUUUCGAUGGGCCAGCAGCUGCACUGACAGUGGCUGCCACCUGCCAUGUUCCUCUGCCCUCAGCCUCCCAUAGCAUUGUGGCAUACUGUUGCUGGCACACCAAGGAUGACAGAAAACCAUGUCUCCUGCUACUACAGGGGAAGGGGCCCACUCACUCAACAACUUCUGUUGCUGGCUGAGCCCCAUCUUCCUCAGGGGGCCAGGGGAGGCAUCAGUGUGGGGCCACCAAGAGCUCUGGGCUCUUGACAGAUACCCAAGGUUGCCUUAUGUUGACACUGGCUUUGAGUUUUUGUCAGUGUUUUUCAUACAUGAGACCCAGAGAGUCUUUGAGCCUCUUGAAAAUUUGUAUGUGAUUGUGUGACUGUUCUUAGUGUGGAAUAGAAAGCAGAAGGCAAACAUUUGUCAUCCAAAUGUACUUUGUGGCCAAUAUUAUUAUUAUUGAUUAAAAAAUAUUUUAAUCUUGUGAUCUUGUGGUAGCAAGCAUGAAUAGUCCCCUUUGCUAUGUAGGGUUCCUCCUGGUUUGCAUUUGAAUGAGAGACUACAUGUGAGAACUGUAAGAUAUGUGGAAUGGGGCCACUCUGAGAAGAGCACCUGCAUGCUUGCAUGCAGAAGGUUCCAGGUUCCUUCCCUGGCAUCUCCAAGAUAGGGCUGAGAGAGACUCCAGCCUGCCAUCUUGGAGAAAUCGCUGCCAAUCUGUGCAGACAAUACUGAGCCAGAUGGACUAAUGGUCUGACUUGGUAUAUGACAGGUUCCUCAAAAGUUCUCAAAACAAUUUUGCAUUGCAACCAACCAAAACCAUUUCAUGCCUUGUGUGUGCAAAAUCAUGCAAAGUUUACCUUGUAUUAUGGUUUGGGAUCUAGUCUCCAAACAUGACCUCUCUUUUUCCUGAGAACAAUCUUAUCAAGACAAAGACUAAGUAAACACCCCACCCCUUGCUGCAGCAUCACCCCUCCCCAUUUAUUUCAGUGAGGCUUGGGCAGCAUUCUUAUUCAAGCCUGUGCUUGGUGGAUUUGCAUCCUAUAGUUACUAAAUGGUUGCCAAAGUGAAAACAUAAAAAAACAUUGUGCCACGCUGUGUAAAACUGUACUGAAAUAAAAAAAGCAUUUAAUUCUGAUCUGAAUGAUCCUGCUGAUUCCCUUAACAUUUCAUAGUUCAGCAGGUCACAGUUCAGUGGUGGGCAUAUGUUUUGCAUGCAUGAGGUUCCAGUUUCAAACCUUGGUAUUUCCAUUUAGGAUCUCAGCUAUCAGGGCUAUCCUUGGAGAGCUGCUAGCCAUAGAGUAGAUCAGUGGCUUUCAACAUCUGUCCCAGCCACAGAAUGGUGUGCUCUUAGAAUGACAGUGAAACCCAGUAGGUCUGGCUAAGUACACUGCAUAAAUGGAGUAUAUUCCCAGAAUCUUCUUCAACAUGAACUCCAUGGCAAAUAUCUCUGCAGACAAGUCAAUGUAGGACAUAAGAACAGCCCUGCUGGACCAGGCCCAAGGCCCAUCUAGUCCAGCAUUCUGUUUCACACAGUGGCCCACCAAAUGCUGCUGGAAGCCUACAGGCAGAAGUAGAGGGCAUGCCAUCUCUCCUGCUGUUACUCCCCUGCAACUGGUAUUCAGAGGCAUCCUGCCUCUGAGGCUGGAGGUGGCCUUUAGCCCUCCAACUAGUAGCCGUUGAUAGACCUCUCCUCCAUGAAGUUAUCAAUUCCAAACCCCUCUUAAAGCCACCCAGGUUGUUGGUUUUCACCACAUCUUGUGGCAGAUAAUUCCACAAGUUGAUUGUGUGCUGUGUGAAAAAGUACUUCUGUUUGUUGCUCCUAAAAUUUCCUGGCAAUCAAUUUCAUGGGAUGACCCCUGGUUCUAGAGUUAUGUGAGAGGGAGAAAAAUUUCUCUCGAUCCACUUUCUCCAUACCAUGCAUGAUUUUAUAGACCUCUAUCAUGUCUCCCCGCAGUCAUCUUUUUUCUAAACUUAAUAGCCCCAGGUGGUGUAGCCUUGCCUCAUAAGGAAUUUGCUCUAGGCCCCCGAUCAUCUUGGUUGCCCUCUUCUGCACCUUUUGCAGUUCUACAAUGUCAUUCUUUAGAUGUGGUGACCAGAAUUGUACGCAUUACUCCAGGUGUGGCCGCACCAUAGUUUUGUACAAGGGCAUUAUAAUACUAGCAGGUUUAUUUUCAAUCCCCUUCCUAAUGAUCCCUAGCAUGGAAUUGGCCUUUUUCACAGUUGCUGCACAUUGAGUCGAAACACUCAACAAGCUGUCCACCAUGACCCCAAGACUCCUCUCCUGGUCAGUCACCGAUAGCUCAGAUCCCAUCAACAUAUACUUGGUUGGGGUUUUCCGUCCCAAUGUGCAAUGCAUCACUUUACACUUGCCAACACUGAACUGCAUUUGCCAUUUUGUCACCCACUCCCCCAGUUUGGAGAGAUCCUUUUGGAGCUCCUCACAAUCUGUUUUGGAUUUCACUACCCGGAAGAGUUUGGUAUCAUCUGCAAAUUUGGCCACUUAGCUGCUUACCCCUACUUCUAAAUCAUUUAUGAUUAAAUUAAAAAGCACUGGUCCCAGUACAGAUCCCUGGGGGACUCCACUUCCCUCCACUGUGAAAACUCUCAAUUUAUACCUACCCUCUGUUUCCUGUCCUUCAACCUGUUAGCAAUCCACACAUGUACUUGUUCCUUUAUUCCAUGACUGCUAAGUUUUUUCAAGAGUCUUUGAUGAGGAACUUUGUCAAAAGCUUUUUGGAAGUCCAGGUAUACUAUGUCAACUGGAUCACCUUGAUCCACACACCCAUUGACACUCCCAAAGAACUCCAAAAGGUUGGUGAGGCAAGAUUUACCUUUGCAGAAGCCAUGCUGGUUCUCCCCCAGCAGGACCUGUUCUUCUAUGCACUUAACAAUUUUAUCCUUGAGAAUGCUUUCCAUCAAUUUGCCUGGAACGGAUGUUAGGCUAACUGGCCUGUAAUUUCCCAGAUCGCCCCUGGAUCUCUUUUUGAAAAUCGGUGUUACAUUGGCUGUUUUCCAGUUCUCCAGUACAGAGCCUAAUUGUAGGGAUAAGUUAUAUAUAUUUUUUUACAAGGAGGUCAGCAAUUUCACAUUUGAGUUCUUUAAGGAUUCUUGGAUGGAUGCCAUCUGGCCCUGGUGAUUUGCUAGUUUUAAAUUUUUACAGACAGUUUGGAACAUCAUUUCUUGUCACUUCUAUAUGACUCAGUUCUUUAGCCUCCAUCUCCGAAAAGGAACAGGAACAGAUAUAUGCUCAGUAUCAUCUGCCAUGAAGACGGAUGCAAAUAACUCAUUUACCUUUUCUGCAACUUCCAUAUCCUCCUUAAUAAUCCCUUUCACUCCCUCAUUGUCUAACGGUCCAGUUGCCUCCCUGGCAGGUUUCUUGUUUAUGUUCUACACUGUUCCUAUGAUGGAUCCCUAGUCCGAAAGGCCUCAAUCACAGUCUAAAAAGAACUUAAGGUAGACACCAGUAAGAGCCACUGGAAGGAUGCUGUGUUGGUUAUCAUGAGUUAUGCCUAUUUAAAUGUUAUUUAUUUAUUUAUUUAUUUAAUACAAAACACACAUACACACACACACACACACACACAAUGUUUAAGAAUGUUUAAUAGACUUAUAUGAUUAUUUGUGGGCCAGUAUGCUUUAGUAAAUUAAAAGCGUUUUAAUUAUUUUGUAACUUGUUUAGAAGAAUGUACAUCAAUUAUCUUGUACUGAUGUAGUUCUAGCCACACAACUGGGUUAUCUAGAUGGCAUAGCAGAGUGUAAUGUGGAACACUAGCUCACCACCAACCCAUUAAGGUGUCUUUUUACAUGCUUCGUGGGGAAGUUCUGGUUUGCUGCUUUUCAAAGUGCUAGUACAAACACAUGGAAAUACUAACAGUAUGGGACAUUUAAAAUGUGCCAGCAAAACAUCUGUAUAGUGAAAAAAAAAAGAUCUGGUUAUGCUGUAUCUCUGUUCAUAGCUUAACUUGGGUGUCUAAGAAUUCCCUUCAUUAAAAAUGGGGAUUUGGUAAAUGCAGCCCAGUUUUUCCAAUGAAGGAGAUCAUUGUAAAGUAAAAUAAUAAAACUAUUGCCUCGUGCUGAGGCAUUUUAAUUGCAUAAAUAUAAGACUUCAAUUAAUCUGGAGAAUGAGACAUGGUAAUAAAAUGCAUUGCUUUACAGAAGCCUUAUAAUGUUUUUUUAUUAUUAUUACUGAGGUGAAAGCUGAAAAUGUAGUUGUAUUUGUGUAGUGUCUUUGUGGGUUUGUGUAUGUAUGGAUUUGUGUGCCUUUGUUUGUGCAUAUGUACAGUUUGUGCAUAUGUACGUAUUUGUGCAUAUGUACGUAUUUGGGGCAUUAUACACCAGUACUUGGAUUCAAAGAUCUGUGUGCCAAAGGAGGUUUACAUUCACAGCCAAUAUGUAUACAGAAGCCUAUUUCUAUCUGUGCCAUGAUGUUCACUGAGGCCCUCUUCAACUGGCUGGAUGUACUGUAUCAUUUGAUUUGUUCUAGUUGCUGUGUGCAACUAGAUGCCCACAACUGGAGCAGGU